AUGGAGGAUUUCAUUCUAUCGGAUAAAAACUUCAAACGGUCAAGGCUUCAUUCCCUCUAUUCAGAUUUUUCACAUCUUAAGCAGACUAAUGUCGAGGGAUAUGCUGCUAACCUUACUUCGUGGAAGUUUUUACUUCUAGACAUUAUUAGUAAACAUGUGGAACUCUUGUGUCAGGACGAUGCUAUAUCUUUUGAUAGUAACACCUUGGUCAGCAUUUUGACUGUACGAGAUACUUCCUUAACAUAUAUACCGAAAGGUUUAUCUGAAGUCUUGAACUCUAUGAUAAAUGAAGAUCAUACACUAGUGCCUCUUUCACUUUUCAAAUCAAAGCCGGUAGAUGUUAAUGGCAAUGGUGAUGGUAUUUUGCGAUCUAUUUUUCGAUCCAUAAUGGGAACAUCUUACUGUAAUCAUGUUACUAAUUUUGACACUGCAGAUCCAUCAUCCGAUGACGGUGGAUUGAUUCCGAAUGAGAAGUUUAUUUGUUUAAGUAAACUAAAAGAUAUAGCAGGUCAGAUAAAGCUAUUGCUAACUAGUAACAAUCCAGCUAAAUUAAAUCAUCUUCAAAAGCUGGCGGAAAAUAAUGAUGUUGUGAAAACCCAAACAGAUUUUGACUGCUGCAUUCAGUAUCUAACCCGCGAUACUAUGGAUGUUGGCUUGAAUGGUGAUAUUACCUACUUAUUAGGUUCCGAUGGUCGUUUUAAAGGAGAGAAUAUAUCUGGACUGGAUCUGGCUACCUUAGAGACAGUAGCUGAUCUUAAUUAUUCUAUUUUCAAACUACAAAAUCACUAUGAUACCUUGCACAACAGUCUAAAUACAUUGGAUCACAAAAUUCAUGGAUUAAUUCGGGAGAAACGGUUAAAAUUAGCGAAGAGUCAACUUCGGAUAAAGAAAAUCGUGGAGAAACAAUUGGUGGAAAAUCAGUUGAAGUUGGAAAAUUUGCAGAUUGUGCGGUUGAAGUUGCAGGAGGCAAAAACCAAUGUUAGCGUUGCAGAAACAUUAAAAUCCAAUGCAGACCUUCUUAAAAAGAUCAACAAGGAAGCUCCUGAUGCUGAUGAACUUGAUUCUAUCUUGCAAGAUAUAGGUGACGAAUUGGAUCGGACAACAGAAAUCUCUUCUAAACUUGGAAAUUUGACAACGACUGAAACACAGGAGGAGGAGAAUAGUAUAGAAACUGAAUUGUCUGCAUUGGAAAAAGAGGAGGAGGAUAAGAACAGGAAGUCAUACACUAAGGAGAAGUCAGAAAAUGCAGAGCAAGAGACAUCAGAAAAGUUGGAGAAGGAUAUCAAGCCUAUUUCAAUGGAAAACAAAUGUAAAGAUAACUUGAAUAAACAAUUAUCUAAGACAAGUGAAGUAGCCAUUGAAACAGGGCAUGCACAAAUCGAGGCUCUCGAAGAACGUUUCAAAAAAUUAACUUUACCAAAGGAAGGGACUUCGAGGUCAUUAAAGAGGAAUGAUAAGAAACAUCGUCCUGAUAAAACACGCGAGCCACUUACAGCUUAA
Molecule: messenger RNA, 1500 nt
Organism: Brettanomyces bruxellensis
Lineage: Eukaryota; Fungi; Ascomycota; Pichiomycetes; Pichiales; Pichiaceae
Exons: 1
Coding region: 1-1500 (499 amino acids)
Biological process (GO): vacuolar transport
Source: RefSeq, a predicted model, not a curated record